This is a messenger RNA of Ornithodoros turicata, 973 nucleotides long. RefSeq lists its product as uncharacterized. Bases 155 to 676 code for a protein of 173 amino acids. NCBI's taxonomy places the organism in Eukaryota, Metazoa, Arthropoda, Arachnida, Ixodida, Argasidae. The transcript is spliced from 5 exons. The record is from RefSeq and is a predicted model, not a curated record.
GACCACGCAUGCUGCGCUCGCCCGUUGCACGUUGUCCUGGUUGCGCGUGCUGUGCAGAGCUCUAUCCGGGCCAGGAACUUGGGGGCAACGAAGGCAAGGAGGAAACCUACCGGCAGCUUCACACGUCAAACGAGGACCCGUCGGCUGAGCAGCAAUGUCGUCUAGUGACAAAAAUUCCAGUGAUGACAACAACGUCAGGGUAGACGGCGAAGACACGACGGAAUGUUCCUACAGGACAGAAGAUACCAGUGACGAAAGCCCUACAAGUAGCUUGUUGAAUCAACGGAUAUGGGUCGUUCCUUUGGUGCUCGUUGGAUUUAUGGUGGCCCUCGUGUUUGCCGCCAUGGUUAUCACUUGGAACGAUGCUCCCCAAGCUGAUGGCCAUGACAGCGUGCACAUUUCUCAUCGACCACGACGAAGAACCAUUGGGUCAAAGGGUGACAUCGUAGAGACAGUCUCCGAAAUUGUAAAUGACAUCACGACAACGACGAUGACGAUCACUUCUGAAGCGUCGGAGGACGAGAUGACGAGUCGAGUUACCAGGAGGUGGACGAGGAAGAGGACCCGUCCUACAAAGGCGUCAACGAUGCCCCAUCCCCAGAAACACAAGAAAAAUAAGCAUACGACUGCAGAAGCGACAGCAUCUAUUGCCGUCGAUGAAGACGACAAUAAUUGACGACGCUUAUGAAAGCCAAAAUAGCUCUGGUUGUGGAACUUCAUAACGAAAAAGAAAAGUUGUUUGUCCAGUAGGGGGCAAUGAUUCGCAGUAUGUAUGCGACACGGAGAUAUAAAUUCAGUGAGGGACCCCCCGCAUGAAAAGUAUUUGGAACGGAUAAAUCGCAGAAACUGCAGCCCGCUCUCAGUGGAUGAGAUGUGCUCUGGAACCGCGAGUCAUUCGUGUCAGUUUCAGUUUUAUUUUGGAAGAAAGUAUAAGAUACAUGGUUUCAAGAGGACUGCGUGGGCAGGCCUGAAU